This is a messenger RNA of Dibothriocephalus latus, 443 nucleotides long. NCBI's taxonomy places the organism in Eukaryota, Metazoa, Platyhelminthes, Cestoda, Diphyllobothriidea, Diphyllobothriidae. The record is from the annotation of a GenBank genome assembly.
AGGACCAGAGGGCCUUCUUCUUUUCCUCUCUUCUGCCAAGCAUCCUAAGCUAUGCAAGUGAAGUCGAGCGCAUUUUCCUCACCUCCCCGCUUGCCUACUCUAGGGCCUUUGAAGAAUUUUCCGUGUCAAUCCCGCGGUCGCAUGUGGCCAGCCUGGUCGCCUGUUCCUUCCUCUGUCUGUAUCCGAAUGCUCAGCGGCAGAACUGCCUCUUCAGUGAUGUCAACUUCACGUACUUCUUUCGUGGUAUCACUUCUGAGUCAACUGCACAGGUUGCUAAGUUGCAGGCUAUUUUACAGUACUUUGCCUGCCUCUCUGAGUUGGAGGAGGAGGAUGAAGUGCUCGCACAGUCGGCCUUCAGGAUAAAACGACGGUCUCUUCUGCUGAGGCCUUUCAACCAAUCGCCGCCGCCACCGCCGCCGGUGGUGGGUGCAGAGGUGCAACCC